Molecule: messenger RNA, 1408 nt
Organism: Durotheca rogersii
Lineage: Eukaryota; Fungi; Ascomycota; Sordariomycetes; Xylariales; Xylariaceae
Product: putative ras-related protein Rab7
Exons: 7
Coding region: 315-932 (205 amino acids)
Biological process (GO): regulation of vacuole fusion, non-autophagic
Cellular component (GO): fungal-type vacuole membrane; vacuole; phagocytic vesicle
Molecular function (GO): GTP binding; GTPase activity
Source: RefSeq, a predicted model, not a curated record
AGGCCGCUAGCAACACCCAGCGCCAGCCCGUCCGUUGUCUGCCGUAGCCCAGUCUUCCGCCAACUUCAUCAACAACAGAACCUGCCGAGCACCAACCAUCACCGACAACUCUCUCGGACGUCACCACUACUCCACCUGCGCACAUUCGGCAUCGCUUUCUUCAAGUUGUCGCGCUUCGUCGACUCCUCCAGCUCACAUUGUUUUGAUUUGCUUUCCUCCUCCUCUCACCCUCUUCCUCUGCCUCUCCCGCCCCCCCCCCCCGAGACGCUCACCACCGCCGCCAAGUACCGUCCUAGUUUAGCCUCCCUCCCAUCAUGGCCACCAGGAAGAAGGUCCUCCUCAAGGUGAUUAUUCUUGGCGACAGCGGUGUCGGCAAGACGAGCUUGAUGAACCAAUAUGUCAACAAGAAGUUCAGCGCUAGCUAUAAAGCCACCAUCGGUGCCGAUUUCCUAACCCGCGAGGUUUUGGUUGACGACCGACAAGUUACGAUGCAGCUUUGGGAUACCGCUGGCCAGGAGCGAUUCCAGUCCUUGGGCGUUGCCUUCUACCGGGGUGCCGAUUGCUGCGUACUAGUCUUCGAUGUCAACAACUCUAAGAGCUUCGACGCGCUAGAUAGCUGGAGAGAUGAGUUCCUGAUCCAAGCGUCCCCGCGCGAUCCUGAGAACUUUCCCUUCGUGGUGCUCGGCAACAAGAUUGAUGUCGAGGAGAGCAAGAGAGUGAUCUCGAGCAAGCGGGCAGCUACUUUCUGCCAGUCCAAGGGCGACAUCCCGUACUUCGAGACCAGUGCGAAGGAGGCGGUCAACGUCGAGCAAGCAUUCGAAGUGAUUGCCCGGAACGCGCUGGCGCAGGAGGAGUCGGAGGAGUUCAGUGGAGACUUCCAGGACCCGAUCAACAUCCACAUCGAGAACGACCGCGACGGCUGCGCAUGCUAAAAAUAGCCGCCGUACCUAUCCUGCCCGAAAGCCUCGCCUAUCCGCCCUUACGCCCGAGUUGAUCCCCCCCUCGGUAGCCUACGUGCAUCGCCUCGCGCUAUUUUGUGCCUGGCGUCUACCCCAUUGUAUCUACGGCUUGGAGAGGUUGGGGGUCUCGGCAACCCGUCGCAACUUCGGAGUCGCGGGGGCAUCUUGGAACGAGAUCGCGGGUGAGCGAAUUAAUGAGCGGGCGAGUGAGUGAGGGAGUACAUGUGGGGAGUUUGACGCAAUGGCAAUUUGCUUGACUGGUUUUGGUGCCGCUGGGCCGUACGGGAAGGUUGGUGGACGUAGGUAGUUGCGUGCCUCGGGCGUCUUGUCGAGGGCCCUAUGAAGGGGCAUUGUCUUAUCAAUACUGACUUCUUACUAUCUGCAUCUGUCCGGGGCUAGGUUGGGUUGGUGUUGCUCUACCAUCAUACAUAUGAUACCUUUAUCGUCUA